UGCGCGGCCCCGCGCGUCGCCGAGCAGACAGGAAGCUGCUUCGCCUCUCCUCUCGAGCGUGUGGAGUGCCGAGCUGCGCGAGCUGGCAGUAAGAUUUCUCUCCGCGCUCGCGCUGUCCGUUUUCCUUUCCACCGAUUGUAACGGAUGAAAUUGUAACAGGCGACAUCUCACACGCGAAUUCUGACCUUUUUUUUUUUGUUAUUACUUUUGUUACCGAACGAGAGACUCUUUACUCUUCGUCGUGUCCGACCGAGUGAUCCGUUUUCUCCGCCCGAGUCCCACAGACAAAAGGGCGUGUGUGUGUGUGUGUGUGGGGGGGGGUUCCAGGGAGUGAUUCCUCAAGAAAAGAAGUCUUGCAUGUUGAUACUGCACACGGUGUGAAUACUUUUUCUUCGACCUCGUUUGGAGAACUCGCUUAAGGAUGGGGUGCACCUUAAGCACGGAGGACAAGGCGGCCGUGGAGCGCAGUAAGAUGAUCGACAGGAAUCUGCGGGACGAUGGCGAGAAGGCGGCCCGGGAGGUGAAGCUGCUGCUGCUCGGUGCUGGGGAGUCAGGGAAGAGCACAAUCGUCAAACAGAUGAAGAUCAUCCAUGAGGCUGGCUACUCGGAGGAGGAGUGUAAGCAGUACAAAGCCGUGGUUUACAGCAACACAAUCCAGUCUAUUAUCGCCAUCAUCCGCGCCAUGGGCCGCCUGAAGAUAGACUUUGGGGACCCCGCCCGGGCGGAUGACGCAAGGCAGCUGUUUGUGCUGGCGGGCUCUGCGGAGGAGGGCUUCAUGACAGCAGAGCUGGCGGGGGUCAUCAAGCGGCUGUGGAAGGACGCUGGCGUGCAGGCCUGCUUCAGCCGCUCACGGGAGUACCAGCUCAAUGAUUCUGCUGCAUAUUACCUGAAUGACCUGGACAGGAUAGCCCACAACACUUACAUCCCCACCCAGCAGGAUGUUCUGCGGACCAGGGUCAAAACUACAGGCAUCGUUGAGACCCACUUCACCUUCAAAGACCUGCACUUCAAAAUGUUUGAUGUGGGAGGUCAGAGAUCAGAACGCAAGAAGUGGAUACACUGCUUUGAAGGGGUUACAGCAAUCAUUUUCUGUGUGGCACUGAGUGACUAUGACCUGGUCCUGGCUGAAGAUGAAGAGAUGAACCGGAUGCAUGAAAGCAUGAAACUGUUCGACAGCAUCUGCAACAACAAGUGGUUUACGGACACCUCCAUCAUCCUGUUCCUCAAUAAGAAGGACCUGUUUGAGGAGAAGAUCAAGAAGAGCCCCCUCACAAUCUGCUACCCAGAAUACGCAGGCUCCAACACUUACGAGGAGGCAGCAGCCUACAUCCAGUGCCAGUUUGAGGACCUGAACAAGAGGAAAGACACCAAGGAGAUCUAUACCCACUUCACCUGCGCCACCGACACCAAGAACGUGCAGUUUGUCUUUGAUGCUGUUACUGACGUCAUCAUCAAGAACAACCUGAAGGAUUGCGGCCUCUUCUAGGGCAGGGCUCUUUUUUUAGACUGCCACUAGCAUUUAACGGAGAAGAAUACUUGAGGGGAAAAUCAAGAAUGCACCAGUAAUGUACCAUAUGCCAGUUUUAGCAGCUUUUAUUUAUGUUUUUUGUCUUGGAUUAUUUUAAAAUAGUUAUAGAAAACAUGUGUAGGAUUUUUGUACUAUUGUAACUGUUGCAGCCACUUUCCAACCUUUCCUUUUUAAAGAUGUUUUCAUUUUGCUCUCUUCCAUUUUCUGCCCCUUUUAGAAAGGUUUGUCUUGUGGGGUGUGGGCAGGGAAACGGUAGGAUUCUUUGAGUCCUCUAUGUAGGUACUUGUGCCUUCGCAUGCCUUUUGAGUCCUUGUUCGGUGCGUCGUCUCGGCCUGCUUCGUUGUCCCACCAUUCGCUGUGAAGUUUGAUGUUCAGUUGUCCGCCGCCUCCUCCACCGACGUGUGCCCGUCACCAUGGGACCUGCGUGGAAAUCGACCAGAGUUCGCUGGAUGAAAUGGCACUCCGUGCACAUGGUUACGACUGCCGGGUUGCCACAACAACCCGAGAUGUGCAACACAAUAUGGCGCGAAAGCAGGUUGGAAGUGGGUCGUGAAAAGGGAAUCUUUUGAAGAUGAUGUGGUGUCUUUAUUUUCUGCCUUUUUUUUUUUUUUUUUUUUUUUUUUUUUUUUUUAAAAAAGUGGAAGAAAAUGGCAGUUAAGUCGGGAGGAAAUUGUUUCUACUUAUACAAUGUUGUGAAAGAGGAGGGUUCAGUUACUGUAUAUUUUGAAUUAAAUUGACUUGGAGAAAUGUUUGGUGUAUAGAAGAGAAAGAGGGCUUCAGUAGUGUAAAAUACUGCAAUGCUUUUAGGGACCGUUUCUAAGUAAGGUUAACAAAUGUGGGGAAACACGGUUAUUUUAUGUAACCAAGAGAAACUGCCACAACUCUCUAGCUGUGCUCUCUGUGAGUGGGGAACUCUUGUAGACUCAUGUCCCUUAUUUUGCUAAUAAAAGACCAUUAACA
Molecule: messenger RNA, 2488 nt
Organism: Scleropages formosus (Asian bonytongue)
Lineage: Eukaryota; Metazoa; Chordata; Actinopteri; Osteoglossiformes; Osteoglossidae
Gene: gnai1
Product: guanine nucleotide binding protein (G protein), alpha inhibiting activity polypeptide 1
Exons: 9
Coding region: 422-1486 (354 amino acids)
Biological process (GO): adenylate cyclase-modulating G protein-coupled receptor signaling pathway
Cellular component (GO): cytoplasm; heterotrimeric G-protein complex
Molecular function (GO): GTPase activity; G protein-coupled serotonin receptor binding; G-protein beta/gamma-subunit complex binding
Source: RefSeq, a predicted model, not a curated record